Messenger RNA from Aureobasidium melanogenum CBS 110374, 1731 nucleotides. Its product is annotated as ATP-sulfurylase. The transcript has 5 exons. The coding region runs from base 1 to 1731 and encodes 576 amino acids. Gene Ontology annotation, molecular function: sulfate adenylyltransferase (ATP) activity; adenylylsulfate kinase activity; ATP binding. Gene Ontology annotation, biological process: sulfur amino acid metabolic process. The record is from RefSeq and is a predicted model, not a curated record. Gene Ontology annotation, cellular component: cytoplasm. NCBI's taxonomy places the organism in Eukaryota, Fungi, Ascomycota, Dothideomycetes, Dothideales, Saccotheciaceae.
AUGGCCAACCCUCCCCACGGCGGUAUCCUCAAGGAUCUCAUUGCUCGCGAUGCCCCUCGUCGCCAGGAACUCAUUGCAGAGGCCGAGAAGCUGCCUGCCAUUGUCCUCAAUGAGCGUCAGCUUUGUGAUCUCGAGCUCAUCCUGAACGGAGGCUUCUCCCCUCUUGAGGGGUUCAUGAACGAGAAGGACUACAAUGGUGUGGUCGACAACAACCGUCUCGUUGACGGCAACCUGUUCUCCAUGCCCAUCUGUCUUGAUGUCUUCCAAGAGACGAUCGACGAAGUCAAGGCAAAGCCCGGUGCCCGCAUCACUCUCCGUGACUUCAGAGACGACCGCAACCUGGCCAUCAUUACUGUCGACGACAUUUACCGCCCCGACAAGAAGAAGGAGGCUGUCGAGGUUUUCGGUGCCGACGAUGAGGCCCACCCUGCCGUCAAGUACCUUUACAGAACUGCUGGUGACUUCUACAUUGGUGGCAAGAUUGAUGCCAUCGACCGUCUGAUGCAUUACGAUUACGUCGCCCUCAGAUACUCUCCUGCAGAGAUCCGUCUGCACUUCGACAAGCUUGGCUGGUCCAGAGUUGUCGCUUUCCAGACCAGAAACCCAAUGCACCGCGCUCACCGUGAGCUGACCGUCCGCGCUGCUCGCUCUCGCCAGGCCAACGUCCUCAUUCACCCCGUCGUUGGUCUCACCAAGCCCGGUGACAUUGACCACUUCACCCGUGUCCGUGUCUACCAGGCCCUCCUUCCCCGCUACCCCAACGGCAUGGCUGUCCUCGCCCUUCUUCCCCUGGCUAUGCGUAUGGCUGGUCCUCGUGAGGCUUUGUGGCACGCCAUUAUCCGCAAGAACCACGGUGCUACCCACUUCAUUGUUGGUCGUGACCACGCCGGACCUGGCAAGAACAGCCAGGGUCAGGACUUCUACGGACCUUACGAUGCCCAGGACCUUGUUGAGAAGUACAGGGAUGAGCUCGGUAUCGAGGUUGUUCCUUUCCUCCAGAUGACUUACCUCCCCGACUCGGACGAGUACCGCCCCAGAGACCAGGUCCCCAAGGACGUCAGAACACUCGACAUUUCCGGUACCGAGCUUCGCCGCCGUCUGCGCACUGGUGGCGACAUUCCAGAGUGGUUCUCAUACCCUGAGGUUGUCCGUGUGCUCCGCGAGUCGCACCCUCCCCGCAACAAGCAGGGUUUCACUGUUUUCCUGACUGGUUACGCCAACAGCGGCAAGGACGCCAUUGCCCGCGCUCUGAACGUUACCUUCAACCAGCAGGGUGGUCGCACUGUUUCGCUUCUUCUUGGAGAGACUGUCCGCUCGGAGCUCAGCUCGGAGCUUGGCUUCAACAAGGAGGACCGCAACACUAACGUCGGCCGCAUCGGCUUUGUUGCUGGUGAGCUGACCAAGGCUGGCGCCGCUGUCAUUGCCGCUCCCAUCGCACCCUUCCAGUCAAGCAGAAAGCACGCCCGUGAGCUUGUCGAGAAGUACGGAUCCUUCUACCUCGUUCACGUUGCCACACCGCUCGAGGAGUGUGAGAAGACUGACCGCAGAGGCGUCUACGCCGCCGCUCGCCGCGGCGAGAUUAAGAACUUCACCGGUGUUGACGACCCGUACGAGACUCCCGUCGAGGGCGAGGCCAACCUGACCGUUGACCUGACCAAGAUCAGCGUGCGCACAGCUGUUCACCAGAUUGUGUUGCUGCUCGAGGCUGAGGGACUCUUGGACCAGCUCUAA